Molecule: messenger RNA, 1427 nt
Organism: Oncorhynchus tshawytscha (Chinook salmon)
Lineage: Eukaryota; Metazoa; Chordata; Actinopteri; Salmoniformes; Salmonidae
Product: GTPase IMAP family member 7-like
Exons: 3
Coding region: 80-1165 (361 amino acids)
Molecular function (GO): GTP binding
Source: RefSeq, a predicted model, not a curated record
AAACGAAACUUAACUCUGACUAUAAGUUGCAGCACAUAGCUUCAGCUCUCACAGUCACAACAGGGGACAAUUAACAGACAUGUGCAACUCCACUAAAACAGAGAUGGAACGAGAAAGAGGAAGGACUCUGAGUAUUCUGUUCCUGUUGACACUCUGUCUACAAGCCUUCACUGGUCAAUGCCAAGAUUCAGGGCAGCCCUCUGACCUGAGGAUAGUUCUGAUAGGGAAGACUGGAUCAGGGAAGAGUGCAACAGGAAACACCAUCCUGGGGAGAAAGGUGUUUAGAGAAGACCUCUCCCCUGAGUCUGUCACUGUUCACUGUGAGAAACAGAGUGGGGAGGUGGAUGGGAGGAAGAUUGAUGUCAUCGACACCCCGGGGCUCUAUGACACAACAAUGUCUAAAGAAGAGAUGAAAAGUGAGAUAGAAAAGGCCAUCUACAUGUCAGUCCCAGGACCCCACGCCUUCCUGCUGGUGAUCAGACUGGGGAGGUUCACAGAGGAGGAGAGGGACACUGUGAAGUGGAUCCAGGAGAACUUUGGAGAAGAAGCAUCAAAGUACACCAUCAUUCUGUUCACUGAAGGAGACCAGCUGGAGGACAUAUCAAUGGUGGACUUUCUAAGUGAGAGUGAGGAGCUUAUGAAACUCGUCAAUGUCUUUAAGGGCAGAAAUCAUGUCUUCAAUAAUAAAAAGAAGAAUGACAACACUCAGGUCACAGAGCUGCUGAAGAAGAUAGAUGAGAUGGUGAAAAAGAAUGGAGGACAACACUACACCAAUGAGAUGUACCAGGAGGCCCAGAGGAAGAUCGAAGAGGAGGAGGAGAGGAAGAAACAGGAAGAGGAGAAGAGAGAACAGCAAGAGAAAGAGAAACUGGAGGCGGAGAUCAGGAAACGGGAAGACAAGGUGAGAGAGGAGGAGAGGAAGAAACAGGAGGAGAUCAGGAAACAGGUAGACAAGGCGAGAGAGGAGGAAAGGAAGAAGGAAAAGGAGAGACAAGAGGAGAUGAGGAAGAAGAAGUCAAAUGACCUAUGGGGAAAGGUUUUGGGAUUGUUAGUAACUGUUGCCACAGCGGUGGUAGCAGGACCAGCAGCAAUUCCAGUUGGAGUUGCUGUACUUGCAAAAGAGGUAGCUGAAGAUGCAGUUGAACAUUUUCAAGAUUCUCAGUAAGUAAAGAUGAGGAAGAGGUGGCAGUGUGAAGUACCACUCUCUUCCUCAUCUUAAUGUCAAGUAGUAGCAGUAGAUGAAUCCUUUACAAUGACAACCAUCAGGGAUUGUUCAACACUUUCUAAUAUGAUCAGUUAUUUAACAUGUUUAUUAUUCAGAGGCUCAGGGAUAUAACAUCAGAAAAAAUGUGUACUCCCUCUAUCCUCACUCCCUGGUCUGUGUCCUUCCUCCCUGGUCUGUGUCCUUCCUCCCUGGUCUGUGUUCU